Pocillopora meandrina is the source of this 2411-nucleotide messenger RNA. NCBI's taxonomy places the organism in Eukaryota, Metazoa, Cnidaria, Anthozoa, Scleractinia, Pocilloporidae. The record is from the annotation of a GenBank genome assembly.
AUGUUUUCAGUUCUUCUGAAGCCGUUGACAGCAAUCUGUACAUUAUUGCCACUGGUCACUUCAAUAAGAGUAUCUACGAAGUAUGGAGAUAUCGAAGGUGUCGUCGCUUCAUAUCCAAGAGUCUCGGGGCUCCCUUUUCAGUCUGUCAGCAAAUUCCUAGGCAUUCCUUUUGCUGCUCCACCGGUUGGUGAGCUUCGACUCAAACCACCUGUACCUCCAGUUGUUUGGAGACCGCACAUCCUUCCAACGAAAAAGCAUGGAAACAUUUGCAUGCAAAGCAGACAGUAUGAUUAUUGGUACAAAACGUUCGCUGAAAACUACUCUUACAGCGAGGAUUGCUUGUACCUCGACGUCUACUCCCCAAAUGUAAGCUCGAGUUUACCAGUCAUGGUUUACAUUUACGGUGGAAGCUUCACCAACGGUGCGGCUAUCACAUACCCGAGCGACAUUUUGGCUCUGCACGGGGUGGUAGUUGUGGUGGUUCAGUAUCGUCUCGGUCCGUUUGGUUUCUUGACGACCGGCGAUUCUUCGGCUCCUGGGAAUUUUGCAAUGCUGGAUCAAGUCGAAGCACUGAAGUGGGUCCAGGACAACAUUGAGACUUUUGGCGGAAAUUCUACCAAAGUGACAAUAUUUGGAGAAAGCGCCGGCGCGGCGAGUGUGAGCCUUCAUUUACUUUCACCUCUUUCGAAGGGUCUCUUUCACCAAGCCAUUGUCGAAAGUGGGGUGGAUUUGAGUUCCUUCGCGACUCAGCCCGUUUCGUUUGGCCUUCACUUUGCCAAAGAACUUGCUCAAAAAUUAAAGUGCACUACAAACAGCUACAAAAAUAUGGUCUCUUGCAUCCGCUCGAAGAGUGCUGUGGAAAUGCAAAACGCUGCCGAAAUGUUAACGUUUAAGCUCACCGAUUAUCUUAUGUGGGCGCCGGUAGUAGACAACCAUUUCCUUCUCGCGGACCCACGAGAACUGCGUGAAAAAGGAGAGUUCAAGAAAGUCAAGUUAAUGAUCAGUUUCAUGAGUCACGAGGGUGCAUCGUAUCUUGGACCUGUCGCCAAAUGGUCUUUUGGACUACAGGAAAAUGUGGAAGACGGAGUCAGUCCAGCCUUUUUCAAGGAAUUCUUAAAGGCAUUCGCUCGUGUUAGCGUUACCGAGUGAGUCACUUAAUAUUAUCAGCAUUUUUUAAAAUUUGUGCUUCUGUUUGGUUUUGGCACUUAUUAGGUCAAAGGCUAGCGAAGGGCCUGAUGCAUCCUUGCCUAAGCUCAACUACAUGUCAAAUUUGACACGUUCUGUUUGUAUGUCAGAAGUUGAUGUUCUGUCUGGUAGAUCAACGGCCCUGUAUAUGUUAUGGAAGUCACACGGACCGUAUAUUAUAAGAGAUGCACUGCUCAAAAAGUAACACUGCUUUUCAGUGUUGUCAGCAGUGUGAUAUUAUUACUGCGUAUCCCUAGCAGGUCGCUAGUAUGUUCCAUAAUUAUGUAAUUUUGCGUGUCAUGGCACACGAAACGCUUUCAGUCACACAACCACAAUGCACGUCAGUCACGCUUGUCACGCUACGUGUCAUAUUCAUCCCUUAUAUCAAUUGUUCGUUUAUUGUCGCACGUUUAACGCUGUAUUUCGUCCGGUACAUCACAGCUGUCACAAUAUAUGACAAACUACAUGUCACUCCUCGUAUUACGAUACAUAUCAGUCGUUUCAAGGCACUACGUGUCACGCUCUCUCAGCUCAUAUCACGCUUAAUGAGACACGUAAUAUUCUGUAUCUCUUAGAUGUUUGAUCACUUUAUUACCUUUAGGAAGAAGAAUGCUGACCUCAUCGCAGACGCGCUGGAGUUCAUGUACACCCCGUGGCCUGAUAAUAGUGACAAAUACGCACUAAGAAGUCAACUUGUAGACUCAAUUGGUGAUAGUGCGUUCGUCGCACCGAGUCACGAAGUCGCCGAUAUUCACAGCCAGUAUGCCGAGGUCUUCAUGUACGAGUUUGCGCACCGCUCAAAGAGUGGCAGCCACUAUGCUGAAUGGAUGGGCGUGGCACAUGGGGAGAACCUUCCAUUUGACUUUGGUAUCCCGAUGCUGCCGAAUUUUCCUGAAUAUGAUGAAGCCGAUAUAAACAUCAGUUUGUUUGUCAUGGCACUGUAUGCAAACUUCGCCAAUUUCGGCAAUCCAACGCCGCAACCAGUCAGCGGUGUUAUGUGGGAUAAGUACAACUCAAGCCGCAGGGCCUAUCUCCGAGUGAACACCAAACCCAAGAUGGCAGCUUCGUUCGCUCCUCGUCGAAUGUCAUUUUGGAAUAAUUAUCAUCCCAAACUGAAAAAGACGAAUUUUGAUUUGAAGAGAGCCGUAGUCGGUGGAGUAAGCUCUAAUGUAGCUUUGGCAACAUAUCUCCAGCUUGGAGUUAUUAUCUGUGCAACAAUAGUCUGA